AUGGCUAUCAAUGAUACCGAACACAGAGAGGAGGAGGAAGCCGCUGCUGACGACGAAGACACCGGGGAUCAGGUUGCUCCGAUCGUCAGGCUUGAAGCAAUCGAGGUCAUUAACGGUGAAGAAAACAAGGAUGCAAUACUUGAUCUGGAGCCAAGAACGAAACGAAAGCCAAAUAUGGAAUUAUGGAUCACAUUAUCCACCGUUGUAAAAAUACCAAAUGGAGUAGCAAAUGCUGAAGGGAAGACAGGACAUGCAAAAAGAUGUAGAUGGAACAAAACAUGGUGUGAUAGGGAUAUAAACAUGUUUUUAUACAAAAAAUAUAAGGUUAGCAUGAUUCCGCAUGAGGUUCUUAGACUAUACUCACCGGCAGUAAGACGAAUGACACAUAAGGAAACCAAAUUAGGGGACAUAAAAUUACCAGAUGGAACUUUCCACCAAUUGCAGAUUAUGCUUAUGCACCAUGAUCGUGAUAUAUGGGGUGAUGAUGUGAGCGAGUUCAAGCCUGAAAGAUUUUCUGAAGGUGUCUCGAAGGUGACCAAGGGACAAACAUCAUAUCUCCCUUUUGGUGGUGGUCCACGUAUAUUUGUUGGACUGAAUUUUGCCUUGUUAGAAGCCAAAAUGGCACUUGUCAUGAUUCCGCAACAUUUUUGCUUUGAUCUCUCUCCAUCAUUCACAUGCUCCACAUACCAUUGUCAAUCUUCUACCUCAGUUUGGGGCUCAUUUGAUUUUGCGUAA
Molecule: messenger RNA, 735 nt
Organism: Lactuca sativa (garden lettuce)
Lineage: Eukaryota; Viridiplantae; Streptophyta; Magnoliopsida; Asterales; Asteraceae
Product: cytochrome P450 72A225
Molecular function (GO): monooxygenase activity; iron ion binding; oxidoreductase activity, acting on paired donors, with incorporation or reduction of molecular oxygen
Source: RefSeq, a predicted model, not a curated record